AUGUUAAUGAUAUGGUCUGUUGGUAUGGCUAAUAAUAAUGCUGCCUUUUCGAGAAAAUCAGCCUCCAAGAUGUCGCAUUCGGGCGACGAGGUGCACAACAGGCGAUACCUGUCGUGGCGCAAGCUGCACCUCUCCAGGGCUAAGCUGAAGGCGUCCAGCAAGACGUCCGCACUGCUGUCCGGCUUCGCCAUGGUCGCCAUGGUCGAGCUGCAGAUCCAGGACCCGAAGCUCAUUCCCAAGGAGGUGCUCAUCUCCUUCGCCAUCAUCACCACGUUGCUGGUCGCGGUCCACAUGCUGGCGCUGAUGAUAAGCACCUGUAUCCUGCCCAACAUCGAGGCCAUUUGCAACCUCGAGUCCAUCAACCUAGUGGAGGAGUCCCCCCAUGAGCGCCUUCACUGGUACAUCGAGACGGCGUGGGCGUUCUCCACGCUGCUCGGCCUCCUGCUCUUCCUCGCCGAGAUCGCCAUCUUGUGCUGGAUCAAGUUCACCGGGAUUGACAACGUGGCGGCGUGGUCGGCCACUGUCAUAUUGGUGCCGAUUUUGUUCGUGUUCCUCGCCUUUGCAGUGCACUUUUACAGAUCCCUGGUGGCGCACAAAUACGAGACUACGUUGUCAGGCAUUAGAGAGUUGGAGAUACUUAAACAGCAGAUCGAACAGAACGAUUGCGAGGGCCAUCGCAAUGGGAUACACGAGCUGAUACAAGGAAUACACGUCGUCUAG
This is a messenger RNA of Phaedon cochleariae (mustard beetle), 720 nucleotides long. NCBI's taxonomy places the organism in Eukaryota, Metazoa, Arthropoda, Insecta, Coleoptera, Chrysomelidae. The record is from the annotation of a GenBank genome assembly.